AUGAGAUUCCAAGGGGAUAGCAAAGUGCAACGGUUCCACCUGGCGGCCAACAGGCAGCAGCGCCAUCAGAAGCUCAGUCACAGUCACAGUGAUGACUCCAUGGAUGAGGAGCAGACCAUGUGCAGCCGCGAGGCAGCCGAGAAGAGCAUUAAGUAUUAUCUGAAGAACAGCUCACUGCACGGGCUCAAGUAUAUAGCCGAAGAGAGUAUUACCAUACCAGAGCGCGUUUUCUUUGGCAUAUCCUUCGUGCUGGUGGUCAUUCUGUCGGGCUUCUUCAUAUCGAACAUUUACAUCAAAUGGAGCGCCUCGCCCAUCAUCAUCUCGACGAGCGCCAAGCAGCAGCUGACGAGCAACAUUCCCUUUCCGGCUAUAACCAUAUGUAACCUGAAUCAGGCGCUGCGAAGUCGGGUGCAAAGCAUCUCCAGCACCAGCAAGAACUAUUCAUUGCUUAUGAAUCUGUGCAGCAAGGACUACGAUCAGACCAUCACGUACAUCGGCACCUGGACGUACUUCAAGGCGCUGCUGGUGGAGGUGGCCCAGCCAUGCGACGAGAUGCUGCUCCAUUGCAGCUUCGGCUCACGCAAGGAGAUCUGCUCGACCAUUUUCAAUUCCAUACUGACGGACGACGGACUGUGCUGCACGUUCAAUGCUCUCGAUCCCAUCUAUUUGUUUCGCAACUACACGGACGAUGUGCGCAUCGAGCCGGCGGCUGAGAAUUCAAAAUUCAAGGCCAUUGACUGGACGCCAGAAUCGGGCUAUGCCAAGAAUUUGCCGGAGUUUUACUACCCCCGGACAUCUGGCGGCACGGGCAGUCGCAUGGGACUCACCGUCGUAUUGAAUGCCUCGACUGCCGAAUAUUACUGCACCAAGUCCAUGGGCAAUGGCUUCAAGGUGCUGGUCCACAAUCCCGCCGAGCUGCCCAAGGUGACCAACUAUGGAUUUGUGGUUAGCGCCGGCCGCGAGGCACGCAUACCCAUCGAGCCGGUCUACGAGGAUGCCACGCCCAGCAUACGUUCGAUCAAGAAGGCGGUGCGCCGCUGCCUGUUCUCGGAUGAGAACGAUCUGUCCUAUUAUCGCACCUACUCCCGCAAGAACUGUGAGCUGGAGUGCGAGGCGAAGCUGCUGCUGCGCGAAUGCAGCUGUGUGCUCUACUAUCUGCCCCGGAUAGAUCCGGCGGCCCGUGUCUGUGGGCCCAACGAUAACAACUGCACGAAUCGGGUGCAGACGGAGAUCGAGUCGUCGAAGACGAAUCUCUCCUGCGAGAACUGCUGGCCGGGCUGCUUCGAGCUCACCUACAAGUCGGUCAUGAGCAGCUCGACGAUUGUGGCCGGGCCCAGCUACCAGAAUGGGGAACAGCUGCCGGAGCGUCUCUUCAAUGCCAGCCAGAAUGGCAAUGUCAACGACCUAGCCAUCCUCCACUUUUACUAUCUCAACAACAACUUUCGCAGCACUACGAAAUCCGAAAUGUUUGGCUUCACCGAGUUUCUGUCCAAUACGGGUGGCCUGCUCGGCCUGUUCAUGGGCUUCAGCAUCUUCUCUGUGAUCGAGAUCGUCUACUAUGUGACGAUGCGUCCCUUUUGCGCCUCGCGAACGAUGCACGAUCGACGACGCCGGCGGCAGGCGGAGCUGCUCUGGCUGACGCCGGUGCGCCAGCGACGACGCCUCAAUCUCCAGCUGCAACGCCCGCCGCCGCCAUACAGCCAGCUGGGCAAGGCGAGGCCAGGCGCGAAGAUCAAGCAGAGUCUGUGGCAGACGCUGCGUGUCGGCCGCGAUCCGAUUGUCUAUCCCUAUUUGGAUUAG
This is a messenger RNA of Drosophila navojoa, 1800 nucleotides long. RefSeq names its product pickpocket 28 (gene ppk28). Gene Ontology annotation, molecular function: ligand-gated sodium channel activity. Lineage: Eukaryota; Metazoa; Arthropoda; Insecta; Diptera; Drosophilidae. The record is from RefSeq and is a predicted model, not a curated record. Gene Ontology annotation, biological process: sodium ion transmembrane transport. Gene Ontology annotation, cellular component: plasma membrane.